This is a messenger RNA of Acaulospora morrowiae, 177 nucleotides long. The record is from the annotation of a GenBank genome assembly. Lineage: Eukaryota; Fungi; Glomeromycota; Glomeromycetes; Diversisporales; Acaulosporaceae.
AACAUGCGAAUGUACUAUGCAAUGCCUUCCUUCAAUUCGUCUCCCACGAAUUAUCCGUUAAUAUUGUUUCCAUGCAAUAAAUUCCGUGGAGAAACAUUAACCGCUAAAAAACAACUUCCGCGAACCCAACACGGGAUUGAUAUGAUAAGGCAUUUUUUGGUCACAAACGAUCCGAAG